Exophiala dermatitidis NIH/UT8656 is the source of this 1427-nucleotide messenger RNA. RefSeq lists its product as uncharacterized. Bases 79 to 567 code for a protein of 162 amino acids. The transcript has a single exon. NCBI's taxonomy places the organism in Eukaryota, Fungi, Ascomycota, Eurotiomycetes, Chaetothyriales, Herpotrichiellaceae. The record is from RefSeq and is a predicted model, not a curated record.
CCGGGGUCCCGCUCACUGGGCUUGAGGAUCAGAGUGUUGCCGGUGACGGUGGCCAAGGGCACGCUCCAGAGAGGGAUCAUGGCGGGGAAGUUGAAGGGGCAGAUGGCGGCAACGACGCCCAAGGGCUCGCGGUAUGAACGAGUUUCCAUAUCUUUGGCCACUUCAAUCACCUCUCCGGUGAUCUGGGUCGUAAUGCCGCAUGCGGUCUCGCAGACUUGCAACCCACGCAGCACAUCACCCUUGGCGUCGGCGAAUGUCUUGCCCUGCUCCAGGGUGAUGGAGGUCGCCAGCCGAUCCAUAUUCUGGCGGAUGAGGUGGGUCAAUUUGAAGAUGAUCUGCUGUCUGGUCAUGAUGGAGGUGGCUCGCCAUUUGGGGAAGGCCUUCUGCGCGGACUCGACGGCCGCCUUCAACUCGGCAUCGGUGGACUGGGGCACGCGGGUGACGAGGUUGUUGGUGGCAGGGUCGUGGAGAUCGAUCCAGGUCGUGGCCUGCGAGGGCACAAACUGGUUGUCGAUGAAGUUGUGGGUGUUGACGACGUUUUGGAUCUGUUCGUGGCUUCGGGGAUAGUCGGCCACGGCCGCCUGGGCCGCUUGCAGAUGGCGGCUAGUGGCAUGUAGCCGUCGCUUCGCUACGUGCUGUGCGGGCGACAUUCUGAGGCUCGAGGCGAUUUGAGGGGCACGUCGGCCGGACAGCGCUGGAACGGCACGAAGCAGUGAACGCCGCGUGGCCAUAUCGAUGUUAUGUGGACGGUGGCCGAGAAGGAAGAAAGGCAAACAAAAUGGACAGAUAUAACAACUUGCACAAGAACGAGAAGAACAACUCCGCGGAGAAGGUGGCGAGGCGGGUGAGGAUUUGGCGGAUUGGACUUCAAGUCUUUGGAGUCUGGGGGAGGGAGUUAUAAGGACUCGGACGCGGGAGGACGAGGACACUGGGCGGUGGUGGUGAAGGGUUCAGUUGGUGGUAGUGGUUCACUCCAGCGCCAAUGGUGGGCAGCGAAUACAGGACGCACACCUCCGCUUCCGGAGUCGACCACGACGUGACUUUUACUUUUCGGGUUCUCUUCAGGGAGAGUUUCCACCCAGUUGCCGCGGGGAGGACGAGGAGCAGCACCCACCAGCAACCCAGCUUAUCGAAUCCAGACAAUCGGUCAGCAUCUGGAGGGUCCUCUCUAUCCCGGGCUCCUCCAUCGCAGGCUUCAGCGGCAGUCGCUUCCUCGGAUCCGUCUGGCCGCCCCGAGGUCGAAGGGCGCCGCCUGCGUUCGUCUGUCAUUGGGCGGCCUGCCCUCCGCAGUCCAGAGGGGAGAAGACCGAGGAGACAAUUGCCAGUUAAACUAGGAUACUGUGUAGUCAGCGCCCCAGAUUAAUCCAUCCGCAAGCACGAGCACCACUACUAGCACCUCUAUAACUGGCCUUGUAAGCUGUACUAGG